AUGCAAACGCCACAACAAAACACUAAACUAGCGAUAGAUAUGCUAAAACAAUAUCUAAAUGAUCUAUAUUCAGAAGAAACCGAAUUAUAUAAACAAGCUGAAGCAAUUGAAAAUUCAAUAAAAAAGUUACCAGCUUAUAAAGCUAAUUCAGUACGGCUUAAUUAUCAAACACGUAAUAUUUAUACCAGUAAGUCUUUAAAUUUUCAAGAACUUCCCAAGCCAACAAAUGCAGAUGUUGUAAGUAAACCCAUGGACUUUGUCGAGACUCCUUAUGGUAAGCAUGAUAUUAAACUUAUUUAUGCAUAA
Molecule: messenger RNA, 306 nt
Organism: Cetraspora pellucida
Lineage: Eukaryota; Fungi; Glomeromycota; Glomeromycetes; Diversisporales; Gigasporaceae
Source: the annotation of a GenBank genome assembly